GCAAAGUGACAGGUAGCACAGCUGGCAACCUUGCGUUUAAGCCGAAAUAAUAAAAAUCGCGCGUAAAAUCCGCAUAUUUGCCAUAAAAGACAUUUGCAAAACCUUUGCAGCUGCCACGGAUUUGGAGAAAAACGCACAUUCUCGUUUGCUACCUGUUACGCAUUACAAUGGCUGCGAAUUAUCCAUACUUGAGCGAAAAUGAACCCAGACCUACAAAUAGCGUGGUCAACGGAAUUUGCACAUCAGUUUUACCACAACCUUCGUACGGAGUUCCUCAUCUGCCACCGUAUCCAGUUUACACGAAUCACUAUCUUAGCCAAUUGGCCCCGCAGUUCGUGCCAUAUUAUUACAAAUUGCUGACUCGUCCCAUUAUGACAAACGAAGAAAUGGACAUUGAGAAUUAUAUCAAUUGCGAAGUGGCCACACAACGAGCAAACAUGAUGAGGAAACAAAUUGCUCGGCCCCCAUUGGGGCAGUUGCAAUUGGCCAAAGUUUUGGAAACGCCACCUCAACCGUUGCCGCUUAAAACGCCCGAACCACCGAAACUACUGCCAAUAGCGAUCAAGGAGGAACCGAUUCCAAAUGCUGCAACUCCACCGCGGCGUAUUUAUAAUGCAACACUAGUGACGCUGGGACCACGAAUUAGAUCAUCAAGUCCUAAGCGCACCAUUGAUCCUUUGCCGCCUAUCGAUCCAAAACUGAAAGAGCAGGUGCUUAAGAUACAGAAAAGCCAAGAUAACUAUUCCGAACUAUUUGGACGAUUGACGUCAAUGCUUAGAACCCUCGAUGAGCGCUAUGAUGCCCCAAUGCGUCCCGCCAAGCGAAUACGUAGAAACUUGUCAACGAGUUCCAGCGAAUCACAGCCAGAAGUUACCAAUAGUGUGGACUAUCCACGUCGCGUUCAGCUAGCUGAUGGCAGUUUUGCCUAUGUUCUGGGACCAAAUGGAACAAAGAUUACCGCCCAUCAAUAUGGUGAAGUGUUCUGGACGAAUGCUCCAGUGGCCACAAGGUGUCUUCUAACCGCGGUCUUCACCAACGACGAGUUGGCCACUCACACGUUAACGGGAAAACCAUCGCCUGCUUUCUAUGGUCGCGAACGACCUGCAAAACUCCAAUUGGAUCAAGCAAAAGUGGAUGAUAUUAUUGUUUGCGUUCGCAAUCGAACAGAAGGCAAGGAGCGUAGCAUAAGAGCGGCUAUUACUACGAAAUGCGCCGAUGUCGACAAGAAGUAUAAACGCAGAGCCCUGAAAGGCGGCAAUGAAAACAAGCCAAAAAACUAACGGUUAAAUUAUUAAGUUAAGCGAUCCGCAAAGCUAGAUAUAAUUUAGCUAUAAAGUUGUAAUUCCCCUUAUUAGCAAUAUUUUUAUGACUAAUUUUAUUCUGUUUAUAUUUUGACAUGUAAGCUAGUUACAUACUUAAAUUGCAAGACCUUUCAGAUUCCGACAUGUUUUUUAUUCAAUCUGAGUAACCUUUGUAUAAAAAAACACAGAAAAAGUUUAAAUAAAUAUAUAAACUCAUUUGGCCCAAAA
This is a messenger RNA of Drosophila willistoni, 1529 nucleotides long. It is a transcript of the gene Elba2, whose product is annotated as early boundary activity protein 2. The coding region runs from base 168 to 1280 and encodes 370 amino acids. The record is from RefSeq and is a predicted model, not a curated record. NCBI's taxonomy places the organism in Eukaryota, Metazoa, Arthropoda, Insecta, Diptera, Drosophilidae. The transcript has a single exon. Gene Ontology annotation, biological process: negative regulation of Notch signaling pathway; positive regulation of neuron differentiation. Gene Ontology annotation, molecular function: transcription corepressor activity; DNA binding. Gene Ontology annotation, cellular component: nucleus.